AUGUCUCUGAUGUCAAAAUUACGCUGCAUCACGGUGGAUGUCACCGGUACGCUCUUAGCUUACAAAGGCGAGCUUGGUGACUACUAUUGCAUGGCAGCAAAAGCUGUUGGCAAGCCAUGCCCUGACUACAAUCGUGUGCAUGAGGGCUUCAAAAUUGCAUAUGCAGAAAUGGCCAAAAAGUAUCCAUGCUUUGGACAUGCAGCAAAAAUGCCUAAUAUUGUCUGGUGGAAAACAUGUGUGAGAAAUUCUUUCAUCAAGGCCGGAUAUGAUUAUGAUGAAGAGACAUUUGAGAAGAUCUUUAAGCGUAUAUAUGCAGCCUUUGGUUCAUCCAUGCCUUAUAGAGUCUUUCCAGACUCCCAACCUUUCCUUAGAUGGGCGCGUGGAGAAGGUCUUCUAGUUGGGAUUGUUAGUAAUGCCGAAUACCGUUAUAAGGAUGUGAUUCUUCCAGCCUUGGGUUUGGAGCAGGAAUAUCAUUUUGGAAAUCAGGGAUCUGAGUGGGACUUUGGUGUAUUCUCCGGUCUAGAAGGCGUUGAGAAACCAGACCCAAGGAUUUAUAAGAUUGCCCUUGAGAGGGCUGGAAAUAUUGCUCCAGAAGUAGCUCUACACAUUGGAGAUAGCAUGCGCAAAGACUACUUGCCAGCAAAGAGCGUGGGGAUGCAUGCAUUGCUGCUGGAUAGGUUUAAGAUACCAGAUGCCAGGGAAUGGGAAAAAUCUGGUGCUAUUGUGCUUCCUGACUUGGUGGCAGUACAGGAAUUUCUUACUUCUGGGAAGAAGUCAACCUGCUGA
Molecule: messenger RNA, 786 nt
Organism: Dovyalis caffra
Lineage: Eukaryota; Viridiplantae; Streptophyta; Magnoliopsida; Malpighiales; Salicaceae
Source: the annotation of a GenBank genome assembly